Impatiens glandulifera is the source of this 1355-nucleotide messenger RNA. RefSeq lists its product as uncharacterized. Bases 195 to 1244 code for a protein of 349 amino acids. The record is from RefSeq and is a predicted model, not a curated record. Lineage: Eukaryota; Viridiplantae; Streptophyta; Magnoliopsida; Ericales; Balsaminaceae. The transcript is spliced from 2 exons.
UCAAGUGACCGUUUGUAGAAAUUCAAAAUCCGAAACUAAGCAUAUGAUAUCUUCCAAUCAAUAGAGUUUUGUCUCACAUUUAUUUGAUAAUUCCAUUUCAACUCCAACAAUUUAUCAGCAACAUCAGAUCUUUCUUUCUCUCUCGAUCUGAUAUCAAAAUAAUUGAUUAGCCUGAAACAAUCAGAGAAAGAAAUAUGUAUUCAUCAUCGUACACUCCGACGUAUUACAACUCUCUACACGAAUCCAUCGCCUCUAUCUGCAAAUCCAUCCUUCCUUUCUCCUUCAAGAAGAAACGUCUUCCCGCGAUCAUGGCUGCCGAACAACUUCUGGAGAAACAGCAAUCUGACAACCUAAAAUGGCAGCAGGAUUCAUUCCAUCAGAUCCUCAAGCUAAUGGGUCUCGCCAAAGAAGGAAUCGUCCCUGAAUCAGACGUAUCCGCCUUCCGGACCCAUCUCCUUGAGACCCUUAUCGCAUCUCCGACCGAUUAUGAAAUUCCGGCCAUCUUGAAAGACAAGCUUCUGUUCUUGCAGGAGCUUCUUUACGCGAAAUCCAUAACUGAGGAUGAGUAUCAUUCUUCAAAGACGCCAUUGUUGCAGAGGCUUGCAGCACAGGGAGCAGAGAUUGAUUCAAGAAGCGUAAUCAUGGCUGCACCAAAAGAAAUUAAGGAUGAGAAUUGUCUUCUGAAUCGACAGAAAUCGAACUCAAAGGCUAAGUUUUUCGGUUUCAAAUCGCCACAGAAGAAGAAUUCGAAAGAUAAGGAUGGUGCAGAAGUUGUUGUUGACCCAUCAAAUUCUACUUCCAAGAACGAAUUGGGUCUUUCUAAAGAAAACCCUUUUUGGAAUAUAACUUUAAAUGAGACUCCAUCUAUUCUUAUGGAGCCUGUGAAGGAAGAAGACAUGGUGAUUGAAGAACAGAAGGGAAAACAGCUGAAAUCAGGAACUGAGAAAAGGAGAUGGGGAAUUAAUGGAUUCAAGAAAUGGAAGAACCAAGAAGAUGACAAUGGCAGCGGGGAAAACAGUAAUCCUAAUAUUUUUCCUUCUGGAGAUCAUCAAAUGAAGUUUGCUCCUCCUCCUCCUCCACCAAGUUUGAAGUCGAAGAAGAAUAAGAACACCAACCCUUUCUUACUGGAUUUUGAUGAUGAAGGUAAUCUACAUGGAAAUCCUAAGAAGAAGCUUGAGGAGGAAGAGGUUGAUUAUAAUAACCCCUUCUGGUCUCCAUCUAAUGGUUCUUCAAUUACAGGCUAAUUUAAUUUACUGCUUUUGUUUAUUAAUGGGUUGGGGAAAGUUUACAUUACAACCAGCUCUAAACUAUUUAAAUUUUCUAUUAAAUAAGACAAGAGACAUAUUUAAUUUUCA